This is a messenger RNA of Lachancea mirantina, 546 nucleotides long. The record is from the annotation of a GenBank genome assembly. Lineage: Eukaryota; Fungi; Ascomycota; Saccharomycetes; Saccharomycetales; Saccharomycetaceae.
AUGGGUGGUUCAUUCUCCAAGCUAUUUUCUAGCCUUUUCGGGCACAAGGAGAUGCGUAUUUUGAUGGUCGGAUUGGAUGGUGCUGGUAAGACCACCGUUUUGUACAAGUUGAAACUCGGUGAGGUCGUCACGACGAUCCCAACUAUUGGUUUCAAUGUCGAGACCGUGGAAUAUAAGAACAUUUCGUUUACCGUGUGGGAUGUUGGUGGACAAGACAAGAUCAGACCUUUGUGGAGACACUACUUCAGAAACACCGAGGGUAUUAUUUUCGUGGUCGACUCUAACGAUAGAUCGCGUAUCUCAGAGGCCAGAGAAGUUCUACAAAGAAUGCUGAAUGAAGACGAGAUCAGAAACGCUGUUUUGCUGGUUUUCGCCAACAAGCAGGAUUUGCCAGAGGCCAUGUCUGCCGCAGAGAUCACCGAAAAGCUGGGCUUGCACUCCAUCAGACAACGUCCAUGGUUUAUCCAGGCCACCUGUGCCACUUCUGGUGAGGGUCUUUACGAAGGUUUGGAAUGGUUGAGCAACAACUUGAAAAACCAAUCUUAA